GUUUUGUUGGAUAUGCAGGACUUGUUUUCAGGAGGAUCUACAACUUCAGCAUCAACAAUGGAAUGGGCUUUCUCAGAACUAAUGAAAAAUCCAGAAAUGAUGAAGAAAGCACAGGAUGAAGUAAGAAGGGUAUUUAAAGGAAAGGAAACCACAAUCGAUCUAACCGAUAUUCAGAAGCUCAAAUACAUAAAAAUGAUUGUUAAGGAGACUUUAAGGUUUCACCCUUUAGCUCCAUUAUUAGCUCCAAGAGAAUCCAGAGAAGAGUGUGAGAUUAAUGGCUAUGUUAUACCUAAAGGCACAAUGGCUCUUGUCAACUUUUGGGCAAUUUCAAGGGAUCCAAACUAUUGGCGAAAUCCUGAAAUAUUUGAUCCAGAGAGAUUUAAUGAUAGUCACCUUGAUUUUAUUGGAGCACAUUUCGAGUUUACGCCUUUUGGCACAGGAAGGAGAAUGUGUCCAGGGUUAUCAUUUUCAAUGGCAACUGUUGAACUUAGUAUGGCACUAUUACUAUACCAUUUUGAUUGGAAACUUCCAAAUAGAAUGAACCCUCAUGAACUAGACAUGACUGAGAAAUUUGGCAGUACUCUUGAAAGGAAAAACAACUUGUUCUUGAUUCCUUCGCUCUAUGUUCGUGCCUAAUGCAAGCCCUAUAUCUAUAUAUACUUCUACUUAUAAGAAUAAAGUUGUAUCAAGAUUCCAUUUUGUCUUCCCUAUUAUAAUGUAAAAGAUACACAUUUCUAUCGUCUUAGUAUAUGCUACAAGAGUCUAAUAUCUUCUUAAUUUUCUUUUAUUUCAAAGUUUGAUUGAUUCACUAUUUAUUGUCCUUGAGUUUAUUUUGUCAUGAACUAACUAGAAGAUUGAUAAAACUCGAACUCUUUAAAAAUGCAAUACGGUUUCUGUCAAAUCCUCCAAAAGUAAUACAGACUUCAGGGCCCGAGCAACAUAGGAUAAAAAUGUUAACAAAAAAAUGAAAGCAACAACACACACCUAGUCCAUAACAAAAAAGGGAUUCUAUCAUAGAUUUUUCAAACAAGACAUAACCAUUUUUGUGCAAAACAUCAACUAAAGGCUAAAAACAGAACAAACAAUCAACAAGACACAAGAAAGACAACACAAAACAUAAGCAAGUCCUUCAGCUGAGCCACUUGAUUAUACUCAACAAUGGUGCUUCCUCCACUGCAAAAGAAGCCGAUACGCUGGACCAUAACAUUGAAUUUGAGAAUCAAGUAUAAGAAAUAAGCAGCCAUCUUGACUAUCAACCAGCCAUAACCUGUAAAAGUUAUGGGGUAUUGCAGAUCCUUUUUUGUAUGUCUGAGUGAGAAUGUAAUUCUGUAUUGGUGAAAGAUGUACAAAUUUGUCUUGCUUUGUGAACAGAGCACUCAGCAAGCCGACAUAUUUGUGCACUCCUUACUCGGAAAUCCCUUUAUAUGUUGGAAAAUAGCAUAUACAACGAAGCAAUCCAGAAUCAUACAUCUUGCAUGAAUAUAAAUAACAAUCACAAAUAUUUAUCACAUACAAAGUAUGCUGAAAAUUAACUCAGGAUUACCUCUUGAAGCGUGUGCAGAUAUCUUGAAGUAAAUCCAACUCCAGUUCUAUAGUCUUCUACCGUGAUCCCAAUCAACAACUGAACUCUCUCAAUACUUGGGUGGGCAAGUAUUGUAUAAAAUUCUCUUAUUAAAUCUAGGUUAGAAAAAUCCCUAUUUAUAGAGAUGUCUUCCUAGUCCAAAGAGGAGAGGAAAAACCAAUUCUUUUUAUUUUAGGAGAUGUCUUCCUAGUCCAAAGAAGAGAGGAAAAAUCAAUUCUUUUCCUUUUAGAAUGUCUUCCUAGUCCAAAGAGGAGAGGAAAAACCAA
This is a messenger RNA of Solanum lycopersicum (tomato), 1848 nucleotides long. The record is from RefSeq and is a predicted model, not a curated record. Lineage: Eukaryota; Viridiplantae; Streptophyta; Magnoliopsida; Solanales; Solanaceae.